CCCUAACCACCACCGGUAUAAAUAACGGAGCAGAGCUCCGCGCACUUUGGUAACGCAAACAUCGCAUCUUUUCUUCAUGGCCCUCUCUUCGAUCGCCGUCGAUCCCGUCGCCCUCUGCGGCGGCGGUAGCCGGAGUCGGAUCUGGAGUUCCCUCACUCCCUCACACUUGGCCCCUUCGGCUGGGUUCGGCUGGCGUAGGAAGGCCUCCGCUGCUGCUGCCUCCAGAACUGUGUCGGCCACCGCGGCCCCAACGGCCGUUGAAGAGGUCGGCCAGGGGGAUGUCUUCGAAAGGGUGGCGUCGCUGAGUCAGGUUUCCGCCGUGCUAGGCACGCAGUGGGGCGAUGAGGGUAAAGGGAAGCUCGUCGAUAUCCUUGCAAAGAGCUUUGAUGUCGUUGCGCGUUGCCAGGGUGGUUCAAAUGCUGGACAUACCAUUUACAAUGAUGAGGGUAAAAAAUUUGCACUCCAUCUUGUUCCUUCUGGAAUUCUGAAUGAGGAAACUCUCUGUGUUAUUGGUAACGGAGUUGUUGUUCAUCUUCCUGGUUUAUUUCAAGAAAUUCAUGGUCUGGAAUCCAAUGGAGUUUUAUGCACUGGAAGAAUAUUGGUGUCUGAUCGUGCCCAUUUGUUAUUUGAUUUUCACCAAGUCGUAGAUGGAUUGAGAGAAGCCGAGCUUGCAAAUUCUUUUAUUGGAACAACCAAAAGAGGAAUCGGUCCAUGUUAUUCAAGCAAGGUUAUACGGAAUGGAAUAAGGGUUUGUGACCUCAGACACAUGGAUACGUUUGCACAGAAGCUUGAGAUUUUAUUGAGGGAUGCUGCAUCUAGGUUUGAAGGAUUUGAAUAUACUACUGACAUUCUUAAGAGUGAGGUUGAGAAGUACAAAAGAUUUGCAGAGAGGUUAGAACCUUUUGUUGCUGAUACUGUUCAGGUGAUAAAUGAGUCAAUUUUGCAAAAGAGGAAAAUAUUGGUUGAAGGUGGUCAAGCAACUAUGUUGGAUAUUGAUUUUGGAACUUAUCCAUUUGUGACCUCUUCUAGUCCCUCCGCUGGUGGAAUUUGCACAGGAUUGGGGAUAGCUCCAAAAAACCUUGGUGAUCUUAUUGGUGUUGUGAAGGCUUACACAACCAGAGUUGGUUCUGGUCCUUUUCCAACAGAAAUAUUGGGCAAAGAUGGUGACCUUCUUAGAGAUGCUGGGAGGGAGUUUGGAACAACUACUGGUCGUCCUCGCCGCUGUGGCUGGCUUGAUAUAGUUGCAUUGAAGUAUUGCUGUCAGAUCAAUGGUUUUUCUUCUCUGAAUCUCACCAAGCUUGAUGUGCUAUCUGAACUUCCAGAAAUCAAGCUUGGUAUUUCAUAUCGGCAAACUGAUGGCGAAAAGCUCAAGUCAUUUCCUGCAGAUCUCAGUCUUCUUGAGCAAGUACAGGUCGAUUAUGAAGUGCUACCUGGGUGGAACAGCGAUAUUUCAUCUAUCCGAAAGUACAACGACCUUCCCUUAGCCGCUCGUCAGUAUGUUGAGCUGAUAGAACAGCUUGUUGGUGUUCCCAUUCAUUACAUUGGUGUCGGACCUGGACGUGAUGCCAUUAUUUGCAAAUGAUUCGGGGCUGGCUAUUUCUUUACACAUUGGGCGAUCAUUUUUAAGCUUCAAGCACAUUCGAUAGCAUUCUAAUCAAUCAAGUCGUUUCGUUCCAUUAGCAUUCUAAAGAUACUAAUCAAUGUCUUUUGAAUCUAAAACUGAGAAAAGUCCAUGUAAUAAGCUUUACCUUGGUGUGGCACUGUGUUUUUAAUUUAAGCCUGCAGGCUCGUCUUAUAAGAUGACAGCAAGAACUUGGCAACUUAAUAAUGCAGCAGGAUUUAACCUGAUCUAAGUCAUCUUUAA
Messenger RNA from Zingiber officinale, 1864 nucleotides. Its product is annotated as adenylosuccinate synthetase, chloroplastic-like. Gene Ontology annotation, biological process: 'de novo' AMP biosynthetic process; IMP metabolic process. Gene Ontology annotation, cellular component: cytoplasm. The coding region runs from base 77 to 1582 and encodes 501 amino acids. The record is from RefSeq and is a predicted model, not a curated record. Gene Ontology annotation, molecular function: GTP binding; adenylosuccinate synthase activity. Lineage: Eukaryota; Viridiplantae; Streptophyta; Magnoliopsida; Zingiberales; Zingiberaceae. The transcript is spliced from 4 exons.